Lagenorhynchus albirostris (white-beaked dolphin) is the source of this 750-nucleotide messenger RNA. It is a transcript of the gene TSPAN8, whose product is annotated as tetraspanin 8. The record is from RefSeq and is a predicted model, not a curated record. The transcript has 8 exons. Gene Ontology annotation, cellular component: membrane. NCBI's taxonomy places the organism in Eukaryota, Metazoa, Chordata, Mammalia, Artiodactyla, Delphinidae. The coding region runs from base 1 to 750 and encodes 249 amino acids.
AUGGAAAACAGGGCCUUUAGCCCACAGAUUCAGUGGAACCAUUGCCAGAGGCAGAGAGCUGUGGAAAGGCUGGCUCUUUAUGAAGGAAAGCAGAGUGACCUAUGUGGUGCCUCAAUCCUGGCAGUAGCAAUUUGGCUACGAACAGGCAAAGAUGGUCCAGAGAUUCUCAGUCCUGGGGCUGCUACCAUUAACCCCUAUAUUGCUGUGAAUAUCUUGAUUGUUGUGGGUGUUACCAUCAUGAUUCUGGGUUUCCUGGGAUGCUUUGGUGCCAUGAAAGAAAACCAGUUCGUGCUUGUUUUGUUUUUCAUAGGGUUGAUUCUGGUCCUACUUCUGCAAGUGGUGGCAGGUAUCGUAGGAGCUACUAACAAAUCUAAGACUGAACGUGCUCUUAAAGAGACUCUCCAGACGAAUGUACAUCUUUUGAGUGCACCAAAUGGAAAACUAUUCCAGAAAGCCUUUUCUGAAAUUCAAGAAAAGUUAAAAUGUUGUGGUUUGAUCAAUGGAGCUUCUGAUUGGGGAAAUAAUUUUCAAUACUAUUACAAGUCAUGUGAAUGUCCAAGUGCAUCAGAUUCUUCUUGUACAAAGUAUGAUGGAAAAACUAUUUACAAACAGUCAUGCUUUUCUUUGAUAAGAUGCUUAUUUUCAAGAAGUCUUUCCAUAGUUAUUGGACUAGCGUUUGGACUGGCAGCUGUUGAGGUACUUGGUCUGAUACUUUCUAUUGUCCUGUACUGCCAGAUCAGGAAGAAAUAA